AGCAGGAGACCCCCUAAUUUAAUACUCACCAUGCUUCAAGUCGUCUAAUUCUGCUGUGUAAAGAUGCACACUCUGUCUCCCUCGUUCUUGUUAUCGAAGCUUGACCAGCUUAAAAAACUCCUUUACCUGAUUUAAAAUGCUUUUGUCUCCUUAAAGGUAUUUCUCCUUUGAGCUUCUGAAAUGGGCUUUAAUGGCGACUUUAAAUGAAGGAAAAACCCAUCAAAAUCCCCAAAUGGAAACCUUGUAGGAGAAAAAGGACAAGAGGAAGAAGAAGAUACAAUGGAAACAGAGGAGCCUCAGCCACUGAGCCCGGCUGCUCGUCUCUUUAAGCAGCCCCUUUUCAAUUGCAGUAUUCUUUGUAUGUUAGGAUUAGGGAAAAAAGUCACCGAUAUUGAAGCUGUAAUGGCAGGGCUAGAGAGAACCAUGGCGAGGCAUCCUAGAUUCUCGAGCAUCGUGAAAGAGGAUAGUUCUGGUAAGCAACAAUGGGUUAGGACCAAUGUGGUUAUGGAGGACCACAUUAUUACACAACCUUUUGAUGAAGAUCAAGAAGCUAAUGGGGCAGAUUUGAUAGAUCAAUACAUCACAAAACUGAGCACUACUCCAUUAGAUAUGUCAAAGCCCCUUUGGGAACUCCAUAUAUUGAAUUUGAAGACCGAUGAAGCCGAGGCGACGGCCAUUUUUCGAAUCCACCACUCUUUGGGGGAUGGCAUUUCGUUGAUGUCUCUUUUGAUGGCAUGUACGAGGAAAACGAGUGACCCUGAUUCACUUCCCUCUGUACCCCAGCGAAAGGAAAAGCCAUUAGAGAAUAGAAGUGGUUUAUUGUCCAUUUUAAGUAGGAUUUGGGUAAUUUUUCUGACCAUUUGGUAUACAUUGAUGGACCUUUUGCUCUUUAUACCCAAUACCUUGUUUUUGAAGGACACUGAUACCCCAAUUAAGGGCUUACCUGGUGUUGAGAAAAGUCCCAAGAAGGUUGUUCACUUGACUCUUAGUUUGGAUGACAUGAAGAAAAUGAAAUAUCAUGUAAAUGGGACUUUGAAUGAUGUUAUGUUGGGAAUUACAUCAGCUGGCCUUGUCAAAUACCUUGCCAGACGAUAUGAAUUAUCAAAAGAGAAUCACAAUGGGAAAACAGAGAAACCAAGUUUCCCCCAAAACAUUCAUAUACGAUCAUCUCUCUUGGUUAACUUGAGAAGUGCACCAGGGCUCCAUGAAUUAGCCGAGAUGAUGAAGGACAAGUCGAAAAAAGCAAGAUGGGGAAAUCGUAUGGGGUAUUUGGUCUUUAAAAUGCCUAUGUUGAGACACACCGAUCCUUUGGAGUACUUUCGUGAGGCGAAAGCCAUUAUUGAUAGAAAGAAAAUGUCAUUCGAGCCCUUCAUCACUUAUUUUAUUGGGAAACUCGUGGUUCGACUUUUUGGAAUCAAGAGUGCAGCACGCAUGAUGCAUACUGCUCUCUCAAACACCACCUUCUCUUUCUCAAAUGUGAUGGGCCCCACAGAGGAGGUCGAAUUUCUCGGUCUUCCUAUCGUCUUUAUUGCACCCACCGUUUAUGGUCAUCCUCAUGCUCUCACAAUACAUUAUCAAAGCUAUACAAACAAAGUGAAAUUGGUUAUAUGUGUGGCUGAAGAGACCAUCCCUGAUCCAUUCAACCUUUGCCAAGACAUAGCUGACGCUUUGAAGCUCAUGAUCUCAGCAGUUAAAGAUUAAACCUUUUUCAAAUGACGCAUGUAAUUUAAUUUUGAGCUGAUCUUUUAAACACAAGUUAGCUCAAAACACAUUUCAAAUGGCGAUGUAAUUUUGAGCUAAUCUUUUAAGCACAGGUUAGCUCGGAUUUGAGCUUUGGACCCUGCUUCGGACAUAAUGAAUCAGUCAUUGAUUUGAACCUUCAAGUUAGUUUUUUUUGUUUGGUA
Molecule: messenger RNA, 1904 nt
Organism: Amborella trichopoda
Lineage: Eukaryota; Viridiplantae; Streptophyta; Magnoliopsida; Amborellales; Amborellaceae
Product: wax ester synthase/diacylglycerol acyltransferase 6
Biological process (GO): triglyceride biosynthetic process
Cellular component (GO): plasma membrane
Molecular function (GO): diacylglycerol O-acyltransferase activity
Source: RefSeq, a predicted model, not a curated record